CCCAUAAACUUAGAGUCUGGAACAGUCUAGUGUUUUCUUUGUUUUCAAGAGAACUGGUGGCUCAGCCAGCAAAAAUAACUGUUUUAUCACAGUGUAUUUUACUAGUGGUUCACAGCAUGAAAUUACUACAUUGUUUUUUUUUUUUUUGGACUGCUUUUCAUAGAUAGUGUAGAGAGCAGAGAACGAACUCCUAGUCCAUCAUCACAAAAGUUGUUGCCAGAGAAGACCCCUCUUUCAGGUCCUGGUACAUUGAAGACAAGAGCAGGUCGAAAACGAAGAAGGGAUGAUGCGGAACAAGCUGGGGACAAAGAAAUGGAAUCUUUAGAAAAUGAGUAUAGGAAAAAUAAUUUUGUGAGGCUAUUUAAUGCUGAUCAGGGAAGAAAGAACAGCAUGUCUGAGAUCACAGACCUUGAUGUUAUUCUCACAGUCAUAGAAGAAGAAGCCCUGGAAAUCAGGAAUGACAUGGAGUCAGCUGCUGGCAAGCAAGCUGUGAAGGAGUUUUUCAUUCAAAUAAGAAAAUCUUUCAGUGAAACUAUUGAUGUUUACAGAGAAAACCAAAUGCUGAGGGCCAAUCUCAGGAAGGCAAAAUCAAAAGUAAACAAACUUCGUAAAGAUCUCCUUAGUGUGCAGCAAAAGAGAUCAAGGAUCUCAGCAAAGCUUGAGAGUGAGAAAAGUAACCUUCAGCAAAACAAUGAGAGACAAAAGUUGCUGGAAGAUUUUAGCCUAUUUUUAGCCAAGCUUGAGGCAUUACAGAAAGAAUGCAGAAAAGAUUUGUCUUCAAAGAAGGCAUCAAAGGUGAACUAUGGGUCAUUUAGCAACCUACCAAGCUUACUUAUUGAAGGACAGAGUUUAUUAACAGCUGCCAAUCAGCUUAAAUCUGUCAAUGAUGCACUGCAACAGCAGCAGUAACAAAGAUCUAAAGAGAUAUUUUUAUUUAAGAAAAAGAUUGAGUUGUUUUGUAUGUUUCUGUAAAUAAAUCAAGAUUUGGAGAGUUUUUUCCCUCUUAGAUGAAAUAUGUUGCUUGUAUCACCUGUUGCAUGAUAUGCAUUGGUUCAAAGUGCUUUUUUUCUGCUGGCACCCUUAUUCCGUAGCCUACAUGCAGGCUACUUGUACAGCUUCACACAUGUAGGCUAUCUUGUCUGGAGCUGCGGGAUGCAUGGGCUAUUCCGUUUGUGUCCAUCCCCCCCUCCCCCUAUUGCACCCCCCUUCCCCACUAAAAGGUUUUUCUGGAGUGCAAGACUCUUUACUUCUCGUGGAGGACGCCCAUAUGAAAAGGAUGUGGUUAGAGGUUAAAAAUGCAGUUUUGGUACCUCUCAGGGUGUUC
This is a messenger RNA of Orbicella faveolata, 1324 nucleotides long. RefSeq lists its product as uncharacterized. Gene Ontology annotation, cellular component: nucleus. Lineage: Eukaryota; Metazoa; Cnidaria; Anthozoa; Scleractinia; Merulinidae. The record is from RefSeq and is a predicted model, not a curated record.